UUGUCAUGACAACGAAAAUUUGUUUAAGGUCUGUCACUUGUGAAACUUUCUGCUAUUAUCGUUUUCUUUUUUGUCCGCUUUUGGAGUUUGACGUAAAGUUUUUUUUUCUCAAAUUCUCUCAUGAAAUAUGGAAGGUCUAUUUACUUUUGAGAAAAUAAAAGAAUUACAAAACUUAUUAUCGCAGCCAACGAAAAAUUCAGACGACGAUGUAACACAAUCUGUACCGACAACUUCAGGAAGUAGUCAUAUGAAGAUGUGUAAAGUAAAAGAAGAUGGAUAUGAAGAUUCUUGUGGUUCUGUACAAAGAGAAAAUAAGGAUAUUUGGCAUGCUGCGGAAACAAAGAAAUUUCAAUAUUUUCAACAGCAGCGUGAUCCACGAGUUAGACCGGAAUAUGAAAUGAAAUAUAAACAAUCGCUCGGUACUCAAGAUGUUUUUUUAGGUAUGGGAUUUAAAACUCCAGGUACUGCAUCUUGUGAGUGGUUAUCACUCACGAUAAAACUUCCUAAAGAAAAUCGAGACAAAGUUCAAUUGACUGUAAAAUCGGAUUUAGUGGAUCUACGUAGUCCAAAAUAUCGUUUGGUAUUGCCAACGCCACACAAAGUUGAUCCUAAUGUUUCUUCAGCAAGAUGGUUCAGAGAAACGUAUACAUUAGAGAUUUCAUUAAAGCUAGUUCGAGAAUUAGAUCCAAUUAAUUUUUGAAAAAAA
Molecule: messenger RNA, 706 nt
Organism: Leptopilina boulardi
Lineage: Eukaryota; Metazoa; Arthropoda; Insecta; Hymenoptera; Figitidae
Gene: Dnaaf6
Product: dynein axonemal assembly factor 6
Exons: 4
Coding region: 128-700 (190 amino acids)
Biological process (GO): axonemal dynein complex assembly
Cellular component (GO): cytoplasm
Molecular function (GO): dynein intermediate chain binding; protein-folding chaperone binding
Source: RefSeq, a predicted model, not a curated record